Messenger RNA from Rhinolophus ferrumequinum (greater horseshoe bat), 3130 nucleotides. RefSeq names its product zinc finger protein 709. The record is from RefSeq and is a predicted model, not a curated record. Gene Ontology annotation, biological process: regulation of DNA-templated transcription. Bases 173 to 2128 code for a protein of 651 amino acids. The transcript is spliced from 4 exons. NCBI's taxonomy places the organism in Eukaryota, Metazoa, Chordata, Mammalia, Chiroptera, Rhinolophidae.
CAAGCGGCGUCUACGUUUUUUCUCGCUCUAGCGGUGCGAGGGUUCGCUGGUGUGCUGGCGUUAACGGUCUCUGGUGGUCCCGCCUCAGCCUUUGUCGCGCUGUGAUCUGCAUUGUGAUCUGCACUGGUCGUGGGAGUCGUAGGGAGGACUCAAGGAGACCCAGGAAACAGAAAUGGACUCAGUGGCCAUUGAGGAUGUGGCUGUAACCUUCACCCUGGAGGAGUGGGCCUUACUGGAUCCUUCACAGAAGAAACUCUACAGAGAUGUGAUGAGGGAAACCUUCAGGAACCUGGCCUCAGUAGGAAAAAAAUGGGAAGAUCAUGGAAUUGAAGAUUUGUAUAAAAACCAGGGGAGAAAACUAAGAAAAUUAAGAAGUCAUAUGGUAGAGAAACUUUGUGAAAGUAAAGAGGGUAGUGAAUGUGGAGAAAACUUUAGCCUUAUUCCAAAUAUGAAUCUGAACAAGAAAACCACUGGAGUAAAACCACAUGAGUGCAGUACAUGUGGAAAAGUCUUUAUGCAUCAUUCAUUCCUUAAUAGGCACAUCAGAUGUCACACUGAACAUAAACCAUAUGAGUAUCAGAACUAUGGAGAGAAGCCAUAUAAAUUUAAGAAAUGUGAUAAAGCUUAUAAUUAUCUCCAAUUUUUUGAUAAACAGGAAAAAAGUAAUAAUGGAGAGAAAAAAUAUAAAUGUAAGGAAUGUGGGAAAACGUUUUGUGUUCGUACAUCCCUUCAAAUACAUAAAAGGAUUCACACAGGAGAAAAACCGUACAAAUGUAAGGAAUGUGGGAAAGCCUUCAUGUGGCAUACAGCAUUUCAAAGACACAUGAUAAUGCAUACUAGAGAUUCUCCUUAUAAAUGUAAGGAAUGUGGGAAAGCCUUUAAUUGUUCCACUUCAUUGCAAAUACAUGAAAGAACUCACACUGGCGAGAAACCCUAUCAAUGUAAACAGUGUGGAAAAGUUUUUAGAUAUCAAAAUACUUUUCAAAUACACAAAAGGACUCACACAGGAGAGAAACCAUAUGAUUGUAAGCAAUGCGGUAAAGCGUUCAGUUGUCCCAGUUCUCGUCGAAAACAUCAAAGAACUCACACCGGAGAGAAACCUUAUGAAUGUAAGGAGUGUGGAAAAGCCUUUGGUGAACUCUCAGGCCUUCGAGUACACAUGAUCACUCAUACUGGAGAAGGACCUUAUAAGUGUAAAGAAUGUGAGAAAGCAUUCCUUUCUCCCAGUUCAUUUCGAAUACAUGAAAGGAUUCACACUGGAGAGAAACCCUAUGAAUGUAAAGAAUGUGGUAAAGCCUUCAGUUAUUACUCUUCCUUUCAAUCACAUGAAAGAAUUCAUACUGGAGAGAAACCCUAUGAAUGCAAGGAAUGUGGGAAAGCCUUCUCUCGUCAUCAAACUUUAAAAAUACACAUGAGAGUGCACACUGGAGAGAAACCCUAUAAAUGUAAAGAAUGUGAGAAAGCCUACAGAUGUUACCUUUCCUUCCAAAUACAUAAAAGAAGUCAUACUGAAGAGAAACCCUAUGAAUGCAAACAAUGUGGUAAAGCGUACAAACAUUACAGUUCCUUAGAAGCACACAAAAGAAUUCAUACUGGAGAGAAACCCUAUGAAUGCAAGGAAUGUGGGAAAGCCUUCUUCCAUAACCAAACCUUAAAAAUACACAUGAGACUGCAUACUGGAGAGAAGCCCUAUGAAUGUAAACAAUGUGGUAAAGCCUUCAGGUAUUACUUUCCCUUCCAAAAACAUGAAAGAAGUCAUUUUGUAGAGAAAUCCUAUGAAUGUAAGCAAUGUGGUAAAGCCUACAGAGAUUACAGUUCCUUACGAACACACAAAAGAACUCAUACUGUAGAGAAACCCUAUGAAUGUAAACAAUGUGGUAAAGCCUUUACAUAUUCCUUUUCCUUCCAGAGACAUGAAAGAAGUCAUACUGGAGGGAAACCUCAUGAAUGUAAGGAAUGUGGAAAAGCCUUCUCUCGUCACUAUACCUUAAAAAUACACAUGAGACUACACACUGGAGAGAAGCCCUAUGAAUGUAAACAAUGUGGUAAAGCCUUUAGAUAUUCCUCUUCCUUCAGAAUUCAUGAAAGAAGUCAUGAGAGAAAUCCUGUGAACGUAAGCAGAAUGUAAGCUCUACAGAGCUUACAGUUCCUUAGAAACAAACGAAUUCUUAUACGAGAGAAGCUUUAUGAAUGUAAGAAAGUUGGAAAAGCCUCAGAUGUUAUCAAAGUUUUUGAUGACGUGAAAGAAAUCACACAGGAGAGAAACUCUACAAAUGUAAAUAAUGUGGUAAAGCCUACAGAUAUUAGAUUUCCUUACAAACACACUAAAGGACUCACACAGGAGAGAAACACUGAAUGUAAGCAAUGUGUUCGAGCUUUCAUUUCUCCUCUAAAUUCGUUUCUAAAUACAUGAACUCACGCUAAAAGAAAUUCUAUGAAAUUUCUUUUAAAGAAUGUGGUAAAGACACAGCCAUUUGAAGAUAUAUGAGAGUGCACAUUUGAGAGACAUCAUGUAAAUGUAAAGAAUGUGGAAAGACUUUAAUAAUCUCAGUUUUUACCAAAGGCAUGAAAGGACUCACUGGGUAAAACUUCUUGAAUGUAAGCUGGGGGAAGCACUUCCAUUGGCCCACAUCCUUACAUGUGGAAAAUCCCACCAAACAGAAAUAAAAAAUACAACAUGAGAAAUUGAUGGAAAUUAAUCCAUGUGUAAUGUUCUAGAAAACUUUAAACAUGAAAGAGUUAAUAAUAAGUUGUAAAUAUAUUGUGUUUUUCAAAUCUCUCAAUGUGAGUCACUGAAAUGUGGGUUUCUAGUAAUUGUUUUCAGAAAUGGAUGUUGAAGAGAGAUAAUUCUGUGAGUCAUCUUCAGUAAUAGUACGUAAAAUUAAUAGGUAGUGCUUUUGUCUUAAAUCAGCUAAUAUUUUCUUUUAUUUUGAAGCCUGUUGGAUUGAUGGGUGAGUUGAAGUGUAUUUCUAAUAUAUAAUUAGUUUUAAUUUUUUAUAAUAUUUUAUUUGUUUUGUGGUAACAGGCCAUUGAAAUUUGACAGGGUGGUAUUUUGGGGGGAUUUUCAUACUGGCCUUGUGGCAGUUCCUGUAAAUCCUUAGUUUAUCAUACCUUGUUUCCCCGAAAAUAA